This is a messenger RNA of Polistes dominula (European paper wasp), 2564 nucleotides long. RefSeq names its product dipeptidase 1. Gene Ontology annotation, biological process: proteolysis. Lineage: Eukaryota; Metazoa; Arthropoda; Insecta; Hymenoptera; Vespidae. Gene Ontology annotation, molecular function: metallodipeptidase activity. The record is from RefSeq and is a predicted model, not a curated record.
UCCGGAUCCUGGAAGAGGAAGAGGAAGAGGAAAGGGAAGUAGAGGAGAAAGAGAGAGAGAGAGAGAGUUGGUAAGUCGACGGUGAUGGCAUGAGGACUUUAGUAAGGACGGACUGUGGGUCCAGCGAGGAGGAGGAUGAGGAUGGUGGUGGGCGUGAUGGUUCUGGGUCAGCUCCUGACGAGGAUCCUACUCGCAGCUCACACUGUAGAUCGGCUUGCAGCCGCUCGAAAGAUACUCAGGGAUGUUCCGCUAAUCGACGGGCACAACGAUCUACCGUGGAAUAUACGCAAGUUCCUAAAGAAUCAGCUACGAGGAUUCAGGUUUGAUGAUCUUAGUGACAUCCGUCCUUGGUCUGGCAACGCCUGGAGUCAUACAGAUCUAAGGAGAUUAAGAGAAGGAAUGGUCACUGCUCAGUUCUGGUCAGCGUACACGCCCUGUCCAUCCCAAUAUCACGACUCCGUUCAACUUGCUUUGGAACAGAUCGAUGUGAUUCGCCGAUUGGUCAAUAAACAUCCCGAAAGUAUGGUUCUUGUUACUACGGCUGAAGGGAUCGAGAGAGCACACAAGGAUUGUAAAUUAGCGAGUCUUAUAGGGGUUGAAGGAGGACAUGCCAUCGGCACGAGUUUGGCGGUCCUGAGAAUGCUCUACGAACUUGGUGCCAGAUAUCUAACAUUAACUCACACAUGUCAUACGCCUUGGGCAGACUGCAGCAAGGCGGAUGAACCUGGUCAAGUGCCUCACGUCGGUGGUCUCUCAAACUUCGGUAAGAGCAUCGUUCUCGAGAUGAAUCGACUGGGGAUGAUGGUAGAUCUAUCGCACGUUUCGGUACCCACUAUGCUAGACGCCAUGACAAGUUCAAGAGCGCCAGUCAUUUUUAGUCACAGCAGUGCUCAUGCUCUAUGCAAUUCAUCGCGAAAUGUGCCUGAUCACGCUUUAAGACAUUUGGCGCGGACUGGUGGUAUAGUUAUGGUAUCCUUCUACCCCCCUUUUAUAAGCUGCAGCGAAACAUCAACGUUACAAGAUGUCGUUGCACACAUUAACCACAUUCGAAAUGUCGCCGGUGUGGAUCACGUUGGUAUCGGUGCCGGCUACGACGGGAUCAAUUUGACACCAGCAGGUCUCGAAGACGUGAGCAAAUAUCCGGAGUUAUUCGCAGAAUUGUUAGCGAGAGGUUGGUCAGAGAGAGAUAUCCAGAAACUCGCUGGCCUGAAUCUCAUCCGGGUCUUCAAGGCGGUGGAACAGGUGCGUGACAGAAUGGCUGCCGCCGGAAUGGAACCACUCGAGGAAGAAAUUCCAUCCGAGGACAUCCUUGGACGUAAUCAUUGUCGUUACAACGUUAGAAGAUUGGCGGUACCUUAAGAAAACCCUUAACGAGAAAUAUUAAACACGCACGAGUACUUUAUAGACUUUUUCUUUUUUUUCUUUCUCCCUUUCACUUAAAAUGAGAAAGAUGAGGAAGAAUUUUUGGAAGGAAAUUACGGAAAAAAGGAAUGAAAAAUUAUUGCGAAACGAAAUUGUUUUUCCAUUUUUUUAAAUAUAUAUCGCAAGAUUCGCGCAAAUGUUGCGUCUUUCUUAAAUCUUUAUACAACGUAAGGUAGAUAGAGACGAAAUAAUAAAAACGAAAUGAAUGAAAGCACACAAAAAAAAGAAAAAAAAAGAAAUCGAGCUCAAUUCUGCCAGGUGGCGACUUUAGCGAGUAAAAAAAAGUCGCGCCUUAUAAAAAAAAAAAAAAAAACCAACACUUGUACUUAUUUACGAGAGAAGGAGGUCGAUGUUUAAAGAAAAAAAAAUAAAAUAAAAUAAUAAUAAUAAUAAUAAUAAUAAUUAAUAAACAAGAAAAAACAAGAAAUAAUAGAAAUAUAUUAAAAAUCUUCCUACGAAAAGAAAAAAAAAAUGGAAAACGAUCGAGGGGACUUUAAAGACGAACGUUCGAUUUAUAACGCGACGCGCGUGCGUGCUACUACAAAGUUACACUCGUAAAAAAAGAAUAAAAAGAAAAACAAGAAACACCGUGAUAAUUUAAGACCAAACAACAUAAAAAAAAAAAAUAAAUAAAACGCGUUUGUAUAAAUGUUUAAACGAUCUAGUCGUCGAAUAUACACGGAGAGACACACACACAUCGAUGUUUCAUUUGUACUCAGCGAUUUUUUCCUUGUCGAAAAGCUGGAACCAAAAAAGAAAACUAUUCUAGUCAAUAAUCAUCAUACAUAUAUACAUAUACAUACAUAUAAACUAGGAAUCGAAAGAUGAUAAAGACGGGACGAGUGGGUGAGUAGUUGGCGCGGUGACUGUUCAGACGUAUCAUUGUUCCAUUAGAGAAAGUGGAACAAGCAAGGCUACGCGGUACAAACAAACGACAACUAACAACAACACACGCACAUUACGAACAAACUUGUACAUAUGCGGUACCUGAAGAUUGGACUAAAUGAAAAAGGGGGAGUGAGAGGGAAUUGUAAGGAAAAUUGAAAUCAUUGUUAAAUCAAAUCGGCCAAGUUGAUACGAAGCGCGAGGUAUAAUGAUUGCAUACCUUGGAACUUUGAUUGAAUAAGUAACAACAACAACAA